AUGAAAAUUCGGGCCAUUUCAAUACUUUUAUUAGCUUUUUUAAAUCUCUCCCAUUCCUUACUCUCAGAAGAAGAAGUAACUUUGACGAUUAAAGUAGAUGCGGGAAAGAUUGAGUGUUUAUUUCUCCCUGUUAGGAAACCUUCUUAUCGAACGAUCGAACUGAAUUACAUUGUGGCCAAAGGUGGACAAACUGAUAUAGACUUGAACUUGAAGAAGCCAAAUGGCCAGUUCAUCGUUGACGACAAACGUUCAAGAACUAGUAGUCAUAGACUUGAUAUAACUCCAGAGGAAUUGGGUGAUUAUAUUCUCUGCAUGGAUAACUCCUUCAGCUUAGUAUCAGCAAAAACGAUUGCCAUCAGUUUUUACUUGUUAGAUGGAAGUGGUAACUACAUUUCUGACUUGGAAAAGAUAAACUCAAAUCCCGCUAUGGAAGUGCUGAUAGCAACACAAGUAUUCGAGACGACAACAACACAAAUUAAACUGAAUCUCAAUCGUAUCGAAAACGAGCUGAAUCAGAUUCGUUCUAUUACGUAUAAGGAUCGAUCAAGAGUUGAAGACACGUUUGAGAGUAUCAACUUCUGGGGAAUAAUUAAUACAAUAUACAUUCUCUUAAUAUGUGUAGUACAGGUAACGCUCGUUCGUAGUCUGCUUACGGAUAAUUCAUCGGUAGGAAAGCUGCUAAGAAAAGGUUUCAAAUCUGACUAA
This is a messenger RNA of Auanema sp. JU1783, 705 nucleotides long. NCBI's taxonomy places the organism in Eukaryota, Metazoa, Nematoda, Chromadorea, Rhabditida, Rhabditidae. The record is from the annotation of a GenBank genome assembly.